Carassius gibelio (silver crucian carp) is the source of this 2003-nucleotide messenger RNA. RefSeq names its product GDP-L-fucose synthase. NCBI's taxonomy places the organism in Eukaryota, Metazoa, Chordata, Actinopteri, Cypriniformes, Cyprinidae. The coding region runs from base 377 to 1051 and encodes 224 amino acids. The record is from RefSeq and is a predicted model, not a curated record. The transcript is spliced from 7 exons. Gene Ontology annotation, molecular function: GDP-L-fucose synthase activity.
GUAAGAGCCAAUCACGAACUGGUUAAUUGAACGCGUCACCGCAGCUGCAUUUAAAAGCUCCGGUUUCCGUAGAAACAACAAGUGUUCUGCGAUUCUGCGAAACACGUUUAGCAGUGCGCAUGCGCACUGACCGGACUAACCGGAAAUUUACGCUUAUACCGCUAUUUGGGAGCAGGAAACAAUGUACUGUGCUGCGCGUGUCGGAUUGUUUUGCUGAAUAGGAAUAUGUUAUUUAAACGAACUUGAGAAACAGUUCUUGGCAUCUCGGUAUUUCCACAUUCAAGUAGAUAAGAGUUGAUUUGGACAGCGGCCCGGAUGCGAUGAGAAUACGGCCACCGAGUGAACAGAGUUUACAAGAAACGGACUUUAAACUAUAAUGAAACCAGAGAGCAGCCAGAUGAACGGGUCGCUGGGCCCGAUGCGAGUGUUGGUGACGGGCGGCAGUGGGCUGGUGGGGCGAGCGAUAGAACGUCUGGUGAAAGAAGAGGGCAAAAACAGAAAAGGAGAAGAAUGGAUAUUCCUGACAUCCAAAGAUGCCAAUCUUCUGAGCGCUGAAGAGACGAGAGCAGCCUUCGAGAAACAUCGUCCGACGCACGUCAUUCAUUUAGCCGCGAUGGUGGGCGGACUCUUCAGAAACAUGAGACAGAACCUGGACUUCUGGAGGAAUAAUGUGUUUAUUAAUGACAACGUGCUGAAGGCGGCUCAUGAGUUCGGAGCGCUGAAGGUCGUUUCUUGCCUUUCCACGUGUAUCUUUCCAGAUAAAACUGCUUACCCUAUAGAUGAGACUAUAGAGCGCCCUCUGGUGGCUGGAGACGUGGGAGAAGAGGAUGAGGUGUCCAUUAAGUUUGCUGCGGACGCUGUGGUCGAAGCGUUGGGGUUCAAAGGUGACGUGAUUUAUGACACUAGUAAAUCAGACGGUCAGUUCAAGAAAACGGCCAGUAACACCAAACUACGCAAAUACCUGCCAGACUUCAAGUUCACGCCGUUCAAACAAGCCAUCCAGGAGACGUGUGAUUGGUUUGUGGCAAAUUAUGACUCCGCCCGUAAAUGAAGCUCUUCACAUCUGAUUGGCUGCAGGGAGCUUGGACACUGUUGCUUGAAACCGAACUUGAACAACACUUGAACUUUUUACAAAGACACUGCCAUCUAAGCCCUCUUUUCAUGCCAAUUUAAAGUUUUCUUUAAAUAGAUUCAUUUUACAAGAAUGCAGUUACUAAAUCUGCACAAUGCUGCGUUUUUAAAUGCAUUUAUUAAUGCAUAAACCGCUUCAGAUGGCGCCAUCUAGCGGCCACGCGCGGGACAUCCUUAGUAUCUCAAACAAGGUUUAAAAUUAAGCCCCAAAUUAAAGCAUUGGUGAGUAUUUUUAAUUUUAAUUUUAACAAUGCAUGGAUGUAAGAACUCAGUAAGUAGUGCUGUUAUGAAAUCACAAAAGCAAUAUGUAAGUAUAUUGUCCAAAACAAUAGGUGUUCACUUUUAACGCUGAAGACGUUUUCUGUGAAUGUGUUAGUUCAUCAGUAAACGGUGAAAACCAGUGUGUUCACAAUUAAGAUAAUGCAAUUAAAAUAAUAUGGUAAGACUCAUCAGUUUGCAAUAUCAAGCAGCAAAACAAUUGCUUUAUACAGCUAAAAAUAGCUGGAAACGGAUGACACCGGAAGCCACACAUUAAAUUUACAAAUUUACUUUCUGAACAUCUAACAUCUGAAAACUGAUACGAAACAUCCUAUUGAUGUUUUAUUGCAGAUUAGAAAAUGUGCAAAUACGUCUGUGAUAUCAGGGUACGACAUUCACUGCUAGAUGGUGAUCUCUUGAACCAAUGAAGGAGUUUCUUAUAGUUGACUUUGGGUCAGUUUUAUGAUGAAGAUUGAUUUCUUGUUAAUUUAAUCGAUUGUAAUACUUGUGGAUGUGUAAAUGGAGAAAAUGGAGAGUGAUACUUAAUUGUGUCUAAUUGAGCAAACAUUGCUUAAUAACACAAAAAUCAAUAAAAAAAUUAUACAGAACCCUCA